Ceratitis capitata (Mediterranean fruit fly) is the source of this 2145-nucleotide messenger RNA. It is a transcript of the gene tank, whose product is annotated as etoposide-induced protein 2.4 homolog. The transcript is spliced from 4 exons. Bases 232 to 1677 code for a protein of 481 amino acids. Gene Ontology annotation, cellular component: endoplasmic reticulum. The record is from RefSeq and is a predicted model, not a curated record. Lineage: Eukaryota; Metazoa; Arthropoda; Insecta; Diptera; Tephritidae. Gene Ontology annotation, biological process: macroautophagy.
AGCUGGCAUUUUAUUUUCCUUUGUCAUAUCACCGAAAUUGACCUGCACAAGCUCAUACGGCAGUAUAAGAACACAUUUCUUUCAAGCAUUUACUUGCUAAAUAAAUUAAGUGAUUUAUUAUAUUUGAUGCGUAAGUGUCAAUUCAUAAUCCUAAAUGCGCAAAUAACUACAAGAUAGAAAUCACGUUGAUACGGGUGGAAGUUGGCGUGGUGGGGACGAAGGAAUUCUAAGAUGGAGACGAUAAAGAAUAUAACGUUUGCGAUGCUUUACGGAAUACUUGACAGCAUCAAGGGAAUUAAGCUGUUGUUUCAAAUAGACGAGGAAAUGAAUAAGAUUGAUGCCAAGGAAGAGGAGACAAAACAACGGCGAAAUGCUGCAAGGGAACGUCGUGCGUAUCGACGAACACCAUCCCCAACACCUUCUUCAGCAGCAGCAAUGGCACGAGAAGAACUGAAAGAGCUACUCCAACUAAAGGAACAGACAAAUCCCAACGAAAGGCGAUUGAGCAGCAUGAUCAAACGCUCAAAAAAUACUGACUUACAAGGACCAAAACUGGAGAGAAAAAUUGCUACAAAAUUUAUAAAAUGCUGCGGAUUUAAUAUCGGUUGCACUUGGAUAUGUAUGAUGUUCUUCGAAUAUGGAAUUUUGCCAGCUCUCAAAUAUUUAUUAAGUUUGUUUUACGGUGCAGAUACAACAGAAUUAAACAUGGUUUGGGAAUGGGUGCGUCCUGUUUCGAAUGCCACUUUCCAAAUUGGUUGGAUAGGACCCAUUUGUGCUUUAUGCAGAGUCUUAAGUUUGCUAUGGUUCUCCGAUAUUGCAGAUGCUGCGUAUCGUGUGCGUAGAGAAAGUCCUCAGACGAUGCCUAAUGUUACCAAAUACUAUGCGGAUUUUCUUUUUGGUUUAAUCGUACAAUGGUUAUUCUUAUUCCAAAGCUGGAUUGUGAAUUAUAUACCUAUUCCAUACAUUGGUGUGGUAUUAAGUAAUUUUCAUUUAUGUUUACUCCACGCGUUGUGCUCAUUUGAGUACAAGUGGUUCAACAUGGGAUGGGAGUUGCACCGUCGCUUAAGUUAUAUCGAAAAUAACUGGCCGUAUUUCAUUGGUUUCGGUUUACCUCUUACCAUAUUAACUAACCUAUCUGAAUCGUUUAUUUUGAAUGGUUGCGCCUUUUGCGUAUUUUUCCCGCUAUUCAUAUUGAGUGGUUAUGAGGCAAUACCUAUUGUCGACUCAGUUAAUUUCCCUGUGCGUCUUUUUACACCGAUCAUCUUCUGUACGAAUUUAAUUUUCAAUCGUUUCAAGCCUCCGAGAUUGUCAGCAGUUAAAUUAGCUCAACAAAAAAAGCAUCUCAUCACACAAAAAGAAAAAGAACUCCAACAGCAUAAACUGUUGCAACAAGAAAUGGAAGAUGCCUAUUUGGGUCGCAGCCGCAGUCGUCAAACAGAAUAUCAAGGAAAUGAGGAACCAUAUAUCGCACAGCGUUCGCAAUCAACACGCUACUCUCAUUCACCAUCGCCAAGCCCGGUCCAAUAUCGAUACCAACAACCGCCAGCUCAGCCUCGAGUACCGUCGACAACACGUCAAUUUAUGGGCCAAGUUCCCAUUUCACCUGCACUGGUGCCUAGGACACCAUCUUCUGAAAGUUCAUCUGUACACACAACACAAACGGUUCGUCACAGGUAGUAGAGCAAUUCGUUAAGCGUAAAGUAAUAUGUGUUGCCGUCGACGACACAACGUAAGCGAUAAGAGAAUAUCGACUGCAGCAAAUGCAACAAAAACAACUGAAUUUUAUUCAAAUGGACUUCAAAGUGUGAUCAAUACCUUUUAGUUUUGACUUAUGUAUAUGUACAUAAGACUAAUAAUAUAGGAACGCUUCGAUUUGCUAAACAAGUAAUUUUCAAAAAUUGCUUAGUAAUCCUUAUAAUGACAAACUAGCAAACAUACAUGGAUAUGUAUUUUUUAGAUGCUGAUUUUUAUUUUAUAUAUUUAAAAAUAGUUUCACGUAAUAGGUAUACAAUUUUCAAUGUAUAUCGAUCGUAUCAUAAUAAAUCGGACAAUUUUUUUUACUGCUGCACGUUUUUAUGGUAUACAAAAAAGCAUAUUACAUGUACAUAUAUAUUAAAACGCGUGAAAAAAUAAUUUCAAUAAACU